ACUGCAACUCAAAAUCACCUCUUAAACUAGUCUUUGCUUACUAAACUAUUCUCUUCAGUUACUUAAUCUCUUAUAAAAACCUUUCUUUUGAUCUUUCUCUCACUGAAACCAUGGCUCCUGAUAUCACCACCGCUGCUGUCAAUGCCACCACUGAGCAACCCAAAGCUGGUGGCGGAAGUGGCCGUGCCUUUGUUACUUUUCUUGCAGGAAACGGUGACUACAUAAAGGGUGUUGUUGGUUUGGCCAAAGGGUUGAGAAAGGUUAAGAGCAUCUACCCUUUGGUGGUUGCUGUCUUACCCGAUGUUCCUGAAGAACAUCGAAAGAUUCUUAACUCCCAAGGUUGCAUUGUCAGGGAGAUUGAGCCUGUGUACCCACCCGAGAACCAAACCCAGUUUGCCAUGGCCUAUUAUGUCAUCAAUUACUCAAAGCUACGUAUUUGGGAGUUCGUGGAGUACAGCAAGAUGAUAUACUUAGACGGUGACAUUCAGGUUUUUGGAAAUAUCGACCAUUUGUUUGAUCUACCUGAUAAGUACUUCUAUGCGGUGAUGGACUGUUUCUGCGAGAAGACUUGGAGCCACACUCCUCAGUAUCAGAUUGGGUACUGCCAACAAUGCCCAGAUAAGGUUCAGUGGCCCUCCGAUUUUGGUCCCAAGCCUCCUUUGUAUUUCAACGCUGGAAUGUUUGUUUAUGAGCCCAAUCUUACCACAUACCAUGAUCUUCUCCAAACAGUCCAAGUCACUAAGCCCACUUCCUUUGCUGAGCAGGACUUUUUGAACAUGUACUUCAAGGACAAAUACAAGCCCAUACCUAACGUGUACAACCUUGUGCUGGCCAUGUUGUGGCGUCACCCUGAGAAUGUAGAACUUGAAAAAGUUAAAGUGGUUCACUACUGUGCUGCGGGGUCUAAGCCUUGGAGGUUCACUGGGAAGGAGCAGAACAUGGACAGAGAAGACAUAAAGAUUCUUGUGAAGAAGUGGUGGGACAUAUACGAGGAUGAGACACUGGACUAUAAUAACAACCCUGUCAACGUUGAACGCUUCACCAAAGCGCUAUUGGAGGCUGGUGGCGUUAAGUUUGUGCCAGCCCCUUCCGCUGCAUAAUAGGCUUUGCUUGUUAUUAGAUUACAUCUAUAUACAAAGUCUAACGACAAAGUGUGUGUAUCGUCAUUUGCUUUUCGUUUUUGGGUCUUCUAAAGGAUCAAAGUGUAUGGUUUUAAUUUGGAUGACCUUCCUGUAUAGGAAGUCACGUAUCGUAAUAUAUAUACCUUUUUGAUUACUAGGAUUUAGAGGACCUUUUUUUUCAUGAGUCCGUUACUUUGUUUUCCUUCCUCAGGGGAUGUGGAUAUCUAUAAUUUUACUAUAAGGGAAAUUUUUUAU
This is a messenger RNA of Abrus precatorius (Indian licorice), 1376 nucleotides long. Its product is annotated as galactinol synthase 2-like. NCBI's taxonomy places the organism in Eukaryota, Viridiplantae, Streptophyta, Magnoliopsida, Fabales, Fabaceae. Gene Ontology annotation, molecular function: glycosyltransferase activity. Bases 111 to 1100 code for a protein of 329 amino acids. The transcript has 4 exons. The record is from RefSeq and is a predicted model, not a curated record.